Chroicocephalus ridibundus (black-headed gull) is the source of this 3236-nucleotide messenger RNA. RefSeq names its product TNF receptor superfamily member 1B (gene TNFRSF1B). The record is from RefSeq and is a predicted model, not a curated record. Lineage: Eukaryota; Metazoa; Chordata; Aves; Charadriiformes; Laridae. The transcript has 10 exons. Gene Ontology annotation, biological process: inflammatory response; positive regulation of myelination; intrinsic apoptotic signaling pathway in response to DNA damage. The coding region runs from base 10 to 1416 and encodes 468 amino acids. Gene Ontology annotation, molecular function: tumor necrosis factor receptor activity; tumor necrosis factor binding. Gene Ontology annotation, cellular component: membrane.
UGCAGCGGGAUGGGGCCGCGCUGGGCGCUCCUCGCCGCGCUCCUGCAGGCGGCGGGCGGCCGGGAAUAUGCACUGCCUUAUACGCCACAGGUUGCACAAUGCAAAGAUCCCAGCACUGAAUUCUAUGAAGAAGAACUUAAUAAAUGUUGCAGCAAGUGCCCUCCAGGUCAAUAUAAGACACAGAGCUGCAGUCACAGUGUGGACACAAAGUGCAGUCCCUGUAGCCCUAACACGUAUACAGCAAUCUGGAAUCGGUCUCCUCAGUGCUUUGCCUGCUCACCACCCUGCAGGAAAGGAUUUGUGCAGAAUCAAACGUGUACUGAAUCACAGGACAGAAUCUGUAGCUGCCCACCCAAUGAGUACUGCAUUUCAAAAUUAUUCGAGAACUGCAAAAUAUGUAAAGUGCAUAAAAAAUGUGGAAAAGGUUAUCGAGUUUCCAGAAGAGGGACAGAUAGCACAGAUACAGAAUGUAAACCUUGUCCUCCUGGCACUUUUUCACAUGAGGAAUCUUACGAUACCAGCUGUGUGCCACAUACAGUUUGUAAAUCAGUGGCUGUUCCUGGAAACAGCAUCAAUGACACUGUUUGCAGCAACUCAGGAACAGCAGUUCCCACGGUUCUACCUUACACUAUUUUGAACCUGCUCCUGACCCAAAACUCGGCUUCUAACAAACCUGAAAUAGUAACUCGACCUGUCAUUUCAAACUCUGUACCUGACAUGUCUCACAUCAUCGGAUCAGUAGCAGGGCCAUUGUUAUUGAUCCUAAUAAUAACUAUUUUGGGGUGUUGCUUAGUCUCCAAAAAAAAAGCCCUUCUAUAUUCUCCACCAACUACAGAAGCAGAUUCACCUUUUUCCCCUACAGAAAAGCAUUGUGACAAAAAAGUCAGAAAUACAGGAUCGCAAAACACCAGCAGUUCUGAACAGGAGGAACAGCAUCUCUUGGGAACUUCUGGGUCCAGCAGUAGCUCCCUGAAUAAUCCAACUGGAUCUGCAAGAGUCAGUGUAGUAAGUAACAAGAAAAACGAUAAGAAAGAAACAGAAGGAUUUCACCAGCAGCAUUCAGCUGCAGAAGGUUGUAAGCUUCACACUGGAGACAGACACAACUCUGCGAGUUCAGAACAUUCUGGUAACGGAGGAACGCAGGUGAAUGUGACUUGUAUUGUUAAAGUAUGUGGUCCAGAUUGCAGUUCCCCGUUCCCAGAACAGAGUAGUUCAACUAGCAUGGAGUAUGGAAACGCUCCCUAUUAUUCCCCAACAGGGGAAAAAAUUCCCCUUUCAAAAGAAGAAAACCCCUUGAAAAAAGAAACUGAAAUUCAGAUCUCAGUGGAAAACGAGGACAAUUUACUUCAAGACUUACUUCCAGAAGAAAAGAAGUUUCCUCUGGGUAUUCAAGAUGCGGGGAUGAAAACUGGUUAAAGGAGCUUACACAUCAUGUACUGAUUGACUGAUACAAUUCAUCAAACAACUCCGUAUCUUCUAAAAUAAACAUUAUGUUAAAUGUAGCAUUCCUACAGAGACUUGAACUUUCGGACAAAUACAGACACUGAUGCUUUUGAGGUUUUUAAUCUCUUUUUGUCAACUUUGAGAGUUGAAGGAUAACCUUUGCAGUGUAAAAAAAAUUUGAACGCUUUUUCUUUUAAACUGAACAGCCAACUCCUUCCUUUCUUCCGUGAUACCCUAGAGAAACCUUUACCAGAUUUUAAAAGCAAUAUUUUUCUAACUUUAUGCCAUUGAUUUUUCUGCUGAGACUUCCUGUGAUGGUAAUUUGGGUCCAGAUUUACCACCUGUCAAGACCAUGGGUGUGACCAGCUCUUCUAAGACACUGGAGUUAAUUAUUGUUCAUUUGGUGCUAAUGAAUUAUCCAUUUGAUCUUAAAACUAUUGCGUUCUAUUUCCUAUCCCAUAUCUUCAUGGACAUACUUUCAAACAUCCUCAUGGAUAUUUCUUUUAUUAUUACAGUAUGCUUUCGCUCAUUAUUGGACCAAACUUCUCAAAUCAACCUUUAGUAUAUUGAAGACUGAAAUCUUUUAUAGGAACUUUUUUUACUAGAUUACAACUAUUACCUUUAAACAAUAGCAUUUCAUUAGCUGUACAUAGUUCAUUUUAUUUUAGAAAAGAAAAUCUCGAUUAAAUAGUUAUCUUGGAGUAGGUAACAAGUUCCUUUUGUCAUCUUUGUGUUCUGGCUGAUAUAAUAUGGUUCCCUGAAUGAUUCUGACCUCAUUUUUGAGGUUAACCAUAAUAUUAGUGAUUAUUAGAGAAGAUCCAUGUGAAUAUAUGUGCCAGACAGCUCACGCCCAUUGACCUCAGGGAAAGGCCUCUCUCCCGGUGAUUGCAAAGCAUAAUCUGUAAAAAAUGGAAUUGACCCAAACCUCAGAACCAGAAAAUCCUGUUCUCCUUCACUUCUUAAUGCUGAAGAUCCAACCACCUCUUACAGAAAAUUAGUAGAGGUUCUCCUUGAAUCAAGUGGGAGUCUUUUGGUUUUGGAAGUCAAUUUUUAGGAUCCCAUUUUCCAUAAUUAUAUUUUACAUAUGUGACUUAACUGACAAUUGUGGCGUCUGCAUUCAACCAGAAUUUGCAAUACAGUGUCUGAAUUAUAUUUGAGUGAAGUCAUACAGUAGGCAUAACUUUUUUUCUUUUAUGCCAUAAAAACAUACUGUUGGACGAGAUGAUCGCCGUACUUCCCUUCCAAGUGAACCGUUCUAUUCUAUUCUACCUCAAGAGAAACUAAACGCAGUAGUUAUUUCUGAGGCCUUAGACUGAAAAAGGACAUUUUGGAAUAGCAUUUAUUCUACAGCUACAGAAGAGAACCAGAUUUUAAAAAUACAAAUUCUAAACUUCCACAAAAGCUCAGGUUUACUAAAGUUAUUUCUGGAACUGAGGACUGGCAAACAGGUCUUUAAUUCUACUAUGAAGAAACCUUUUACAAGCUGUGUAUUAAACUUGCACUUGAAGGUAGUUUUCAGAAAAAGACUUUGUAAAUGGGCUUACAAAACUGAAAGAUUUAGGCAAGAAAAGGACCUCAUUUUAUACCGCUCUUUGAAUCUCUUGUACUGACGAUUUUCAUGUCCUGCUUGUAUUGGAACCACAGUGAAGCAGCAGUGGAAGAUUACUGAGUUUUAAAAACAUUAAAAAGGGAUGAUCUCGUUAACUUACUGGAUGUUCAAACUAUGGAGCUCUAUGACAGAAGGAAAAUCCAAGUUUUAUGUUGAAAUAGGAAAAAUGUGCUUGUGGUUGCUU